Molecule: messenger RNA, 1779 nt
Organism: Cyprinodon variegatus (sheepshead minnow)
Lineage: Eukaryota; Metazoa; Chordata; Actinopteri; Cyprinodontiformes; Cyprinodontidae
Product: SH2 domain-containing protein 7-like
Exons: 6
Coding region: 20-1378 (452 amino acids)
Cellular component (GO): cytoplasm
Source: RefSeq, a predicted model, not a curated record
UCCUGACACGCGGUUGAGAAUGGCGAAGAAGUCUACGGUCGACCUGCAGAUGCUGGAGGCAGACGGAGGCCUGAAGGAGCUGGUGCUGAGGUGGUUCCGCGACACUCAGGCGCAGCUCAUCCUGCAAAAUGGAAACUUCCCCAACUGGUUCCAGGGCCUCGCUGCAAGAAAGGAAGCAGAAGAUGUACUGAGAGAUAAAGCUCUGGGCUGCUUUCUCAUCCGCCUCAGUGAUAAAGCCAUUGGCUACAUCCUGUCCUACAAAGGCCAUGACAGGUGUCGCCAUUUUGUAAUUUCCCAAAAUCCAGAUGGCCAGUUUGUGAUAUCUGGGGACUGUCAGCUGUUUGGCAGUCUGACUGAGCUGAUAGAGCAUUACAAGGUCAGCCCCAUUCAGCCGUUUGGAGAGUACCUCACCUCCAGCUGCUGCCAGGACGAUGAUGAGGAUCUGUACGACGUGGUCAAUGCCAAGAAGAGUUUAGGGGUCAGUGUUCAAGCUCUGCGGACCCUGUGGGACCAGGUCGAACCCGAGAAGAAACACCGCUUUCAGCAGCAUCGGAAUGAGCCUUCUGCAGCACUGUUACCUUCACUGCCUCCAAAGUCCAGAAACAGGAAGCUGACAGGAACCGUGUCAGUGGACGCAACGUCCCUUUCCCAGGCGCUUCCCCCGGUACCGAAAAGAGGAAUGCCAUUGGGUUUUUCUCUUAGUGGAUCUCUACCAGACACGACGGUCCAUCCAGUGGAAGUCCAGAACACCCCCAACAGAGUGCAGAGAAUCAGUGGAAAGGCCAAACCAACCUCUAACAGAGACGCGUUGCUCCCAACAGACUCAAAGGAUUCAGAUAAUUUUCACAAAGCAGAUGUCUCCUGUGCUGAGCUGAAUCAGGUAGAAAGCAGGAGCCAAUCCCUGCCAUAUCUUGGCAACUAUGAGGAUGAGGGAGAGGAGGAGGAGGAGGAAGAAGAAGAGGUAGACAAGCACUCCACUCACUUUAAAAGCCUCUCCAUCACAACGUCCCUCCCACCAAAGAAGGUCACCUGCCAAACAUACUCCCUCCACUCUCCCUCUCAAGCUACAUCACAUCAGAGCUCCAGGUCGGACUCAGAGAAUGGCAGCCAGGAUCAGCUUAGAUCCAACCCUCUGUACCAGUCCUCUGACCCCAUUGUAGGAGCUGCAGGCCAGCAGGGAGACAACAUGUACGCUGAGGUUUCUCAGGGGCCGAAGAUGAUGACAGAUGACACCUAUGAGCAGAUUCCAGGCGACACAACAAGCCACAGCAACACGUACGAGUCGGUGGAAGACAUGAAGAACAAGAAGCCCAAAAGCUCCUGGGGGAAAAAUAACAUUAAGUGGAAGAAAUUCCGCCCUGAUUACAAGAAGAAAUAAACUGAGUUCCUCCGGGGAAAAAGAGAAAGGAACGUUUGUUGAUGAGCUGUAACAUAGGGACCUCACCUUCACCAUAAUCAAAGAGAAUCCAAAGAGGCUUUUAAACACUUUGAGCUGAAAUUAAGGCAAUAUACCAUCUGCCAAGACCUCCGUCAUUCCAUGGAGCAAGACUCCAUGAUUAGGGAUCCAACCAUUGAAUUGACUUGUGAAUAUUGAAGAGGUUAAAAUGAAAGUAAACUCUUCAUAUGACUGAAACUGGAUUACAAAUCCAGAAAAAAACAAACAAAACAGAAACAAAAGACACGGAGAAGAAUAUUAGAAGAACUAAACUUCUGCUGCUUGAUUAGGGUGAUUAUAACAGCUUGGUUUGUUGUAAAUACUGUGUUUCUAUUAACAGGAAA